UAUUUGACGUCGUUUCCAUUGGUUUUAUCGUCACGUCAAUAAUAGUUAUGUUAUCAGACUUCGCGGGUUCUAGAUGCGCUCAAUUUGCUUCCAAAAUAUGAACCAGUGCGUGCAUUAAAUCGUGAAAUAUGACAACGUUCGUUACAAUCCAAUAUGGAGAGAAUGAGGAGCUGAUAAUAAACCCAAAUUGUCGUCAGCAAAUUUUUAUGGAGUACUUGCGUAAGAAAUGCCAGUAUGACAAACGCGCAUUUAUUGAUCUGUUGGACGAGAAUGGUAAAUUGGCGCUGGUACAUCUAGUUGCCCCACAUGACAAUGUUCGAGAAUGUUUCGAAGACAGGCUUAUCUAUAUACCAGUCAUGUUGGAAAAAAUUCCCGAUUCUGACAACUACAAGACGGUAAAGCCACAGCUGGAGGACUGGGAGAAAACAUACCCCCAACUUGAAAGAAAGAUCAAGAUCCUUACAGGCGAACUGAGACGGAAGAAGAGUCCUUAUCGAGGUCUUGAUCCACGCGGUCGGACAGUAGACAGAAAGGCUUCUAGUUUGAACAAAUCUGAUGCCGGGCGCUCACAGUCCCAUUUAGGUCGCCAGUCUUCAAUAUUGCAAAGUGGACGCUUGUCAACAACAAAUGCAAGGAAGUCAAUUCUUGGAAACAAAGCAGACGCUAAAAGUGCUGCAAAAGCGAAGGGUGCCAAAGGGAAGAAAAAAUGAGUGGUUUAUUUUGUUGUUUUCACCGUAUUAAAAUCAACACAUAAUAUAUA
This is a messenger RNA of Mercenaria mercenaria, 760 nucleotides long. RefSeq lists its product as uncharacterized. NCBI's taxonomy places the organism in Eukaryota, Metazoa, Mollusca, Bivalvia, Venerida, Veneridae. The record is from RefSeq and is a predicted model, not a curated record. Bases 129 to 710 code for a protein of 193 amino acids. The transcript has 6 exons.